AGCAGCCCAUCCCCAAACACAUCCUUUAUCCCGAAGAAAAAUGCGGAAUACCCUAGCAUUUUCAGCCAUUGCUGCCCUGCUUCUGGUUUCUGUGGCGGCACAGGAGUGUAACGAGUGUCAGAGCAGCAACGAUGCCCUAUGUUUGAGCACAACCGAAUACAAAAAUUGCAUGAAUAAUGUUGCAAUUGGCGAUACUGCGACAUGUCCCACCGGCACCGUUUGCAGCAACACUGCGGAAGUCUGCGUGAAGAGUGAGUCUGUGGAUGGUGUUAAUAUUCUGGACGUGUGUGGCGGCUCAAGCGGUGGAUCCAGUGAAGGAAACGGUGAAAACUGUGGUGUCUGCAUUGGCAGCGGCAAGUUCGCUUGCGUCAGCAAGACCCAGUAUGCCCGAUGUGUUGACCAAAAGGUAUCCACAACACCGUACCCAUGCGGUACGGAUGAGACCUGUAUCACAGAGGCCCUCGGCACUUAUGGAACCCUCUGUGUGCCCAACUGUGCCCUCACUUUUAUUGGUUUGAGUGCAUCAACUAGUACUUGCAGCAACGCCGAUUAUACGCCGCCGACCGUACCCUCUGUUCCUACACAAACUGAGUUGGAGGCAGCCUGCGCACUUUCUGUGAAAACAACUACAUUCUUCGACAUAGAUAAUACUGCCGACACGACAUGCAGUAGUUAUAUUUACUGCGAGAAACUUACAGAGUCCACAUGGCUUGCCAUCUUAUACAGUUGCAAGUCCCCUACUCCAUACUACAGCGUGGACGCCAAUAAGUGCACCGCCACCAAGCCGACCAGGUGUACUACACAGGCCCAGACUUAGUAUAGAAACUAUUCCUGUGCAGUCCUACCUGCCAGCUCCCCCCUCUAAAAGAUGUCCACAGGAUCAACAUAUCUUGCUUAUUUUAUAUAUUUUACUGUACAAUCUCCUACAACUUUUAUAGCUCUGCUAAACGAACUAUGAACUCUAUACAAUUGUGUAUGUUCCCGAACGAUACGAAAUAAAUACAAGAAAAAAGUAAUGCA
Molecule: messenger RNA, 1020 nt
Organism: Drosophila persimilis
Lineage: Eukaryota; Metazoa; Arthropoda; Insecta; Diptera; Drosophilidae
Exons: 3
Coding region: 41-817 (258 amino acids)
Cellular component (GO): extracellular region
Molecular function (GO): chitin binding
Source: RefSeq, a predicted model, not a curated record